CCAUAGAAACCAUUUGACCCCUCUCCUAAUUCAUAAAUAAAGAAGCUAAUUCAGUAGCACCUUGCAAAGGAGUAGUUUUCAAUGAAUAUCCACUUUCGUUGUGCUAUUAACCACAAAUUGACUAGUUUGACUACAUUAGUGUCAUGUAGGAUAGCGUCUCUGUUAGCAGCGGUUACUUUAACGCCCAAAUGGUUACGGCGACUUUGUCGACAUCGACUGAGGAGGACACACUGGCAACUACAUGUUCCAGAAUGGAGGCAAGUAGGAACACCCGAGACUGCGGGCUGGGAGACCUGGAAGCUCUGGUGGCCAAUAAAGAAAGGGAGUGGAAGGAGCUUCAUGCGAGAAGGAUCCAUCUGUUGGAAGAUUCUCUUGCAAAGGCCAAGGAGGAGUGUUCUUCCCUCAGCUAUCAAAACCAGAAGCUGAAAGAGGACUUUCAGUACAAUCUCUCUAUCCUGGAUGAACGUGAAAAAGAGCUGAAGCGAUACGAUGUCAUCACCACCAGGGCCGUGAAUGCGGAGCAGACCAGGCGAGAGGAGCUGAGCCGACUCCGUAUCCAGGUUGCCACGCUGGAGGAGAAGCAAGCCAAAGAUGCCGUUGCGAGACAGGAGGAGCUGCGUCUAAGCCAGAACAAAGCCGCUCAACAAAGGCUGCAGCUGGAAGAACUCAGACACUCUAUGACAGGUGCAACUCAAAAGCAAACGGAGGAGCAUGAGCGGACGAAGCGCAGAUUACGCCAGAUGGAGGGGGAACUCGCUCGGCAGAAACAGGAGAUGACAGCAGCUUGCGACAAAACGCUCAGACGACAAGAGCACGAGUUCAACUUCAAACUCGACGAGAUGCGCGCAGCGCUGCUGUCCAGUGAGCUCAAGAUCAAGUUGCUGGCCAAAGAGCACGAUGUUCAGAGCCAGGCUCGACUCCGAGCCACGCACGCGCUCAAAGCAUCUGAAGAGCUCGUUAAGCAAUUACAAGUCAAAUUACAAUGCAAGGCUGAUUUGAAUAAUCAAGCCACCGCUGCCAAGGAGAUCAGGAUAAAGGAACUUGAGGAACAAUUGAAACAGAUGGAGAACAAACUGAAGAAGCAGAAGGAAGACCACAUAAAGAAACACGAGGAGGUGGCCCGGGCUCUGAAAGAGAAGGAUGAACAACUGGAGGCCCAGUGGCAAGCCCAUGAAAAGCAGUUCAAGAAAACAGAAAAACACAUUGUCAAACUGAAGAACGAUCUGGAAAUCCAGUCCGCCCAAACUCGCUCGGCACAGAAAGACAUGGCGAAAACGUUGGAGAAGAAAGAUGACACAAUAAAGAGGCUUCGUACCGACGUGACUGCGGCCCAGACAGUUUUGGAGAGGCACGUGAGUCAGACCUCCAACGAGAUGGUCGCCAAGAACACCCAGCUGAUACGUUUACAGAACACUAACAGCCAACUCCGUGCUGACUUGGAGAGGAGCAGGGAGGAGAUUGGCAGGUACAAGCAAGAUGUGAGCGCUGGUCUGCAAAGAGAGGCAGCCCUUGAACGAGCACGAGUCCAGUUGGAGUUGGAGUGGCAGGAGCGCUAUGAUGCAGUCAAAGCUAAACAUUACCUGGAUAAUGAGCAACUUAUACAAGAUUUGACACUUUCCAGAGAUCAGGCAAAAGCAGAGCUGAGUGAGAAAGAAAAGCAGCUGCGUGACUUGAACGGCACAAAGGAGAGGGACGAAGCAACGCAGGGUCUCACACCUCAAGAAGAUGUGCAGGAAGCAGAGCAAAUAAGUUCCCUGGUUGAGCAAAACAAGUUUUUGCGAGCUGCCGUUUCCCAGAUGAGAAAGGAGAUGGAGGAUCUUGGUCAUCUUCUACCGCAUCCACAGACCGAAGCGCCUGCCGCUACCUCCACAACUGAAGCUCUUGCCAAGCAUCCGGACAUCUCUGCCAAGAGCAUCCCAGCUAAUUUGUCAGACCAGACUCAGGCUCUGAAGCAGGAGGUGCUCCUCCUGAAAGCUCGAUGCAGACAUCUUGAGGAGCAGCUGGAUCUUCUCAAACUUGACAAGCCUUGCAUUUGGUGUCUGGAGAAGGAUGCUGACUCCAGUGCUUUGAGGAACCAAGUGGGGAGAGGGACACACGUAGAGCCUAGACAUGCCAACAUAAGAGAUCAGGUGCAACAAGUCCGAGACGAGAAGCUCCAUCUGUGGCAGCAGCAACUUAACUCAGCUCUGACGGCCGGUGCCGCAUCCGGUAAUGUUCAGAGUGUUAAAAGGAACAUUGCGUUGGCACACAGCAGGCUGAAGCAGGCGGCGUCUUACAUUGCCCGCCUGAGCAAGGAGAAGCAGCAGCUCAUACAAAUGGGCAACUGCCUUCGUGCCCGGAUCACUUCGGCAGGAUUACACGAGGGAAUUGAACCAAAGAGGGAUUCCGUCACAGAGGAACAAGGACAUCCAGAUGAUCGUCUUUUCGCUUUGGAGCAGCUGCAGUAUAAACUCACCACCCAGGAGCUCCAGUAUGCUGUGAGGCAGCAGCAAAUGGCUUGCACUGUUGCUGAACAUGUUGCUUCAUCAGACAGCAGAGAGCCUCACACUUCCAAAUUGUCCGACAAAACUCCGACAACUAGUCAGCAACAAACCUCAUUGGAGGUGAAAACACAGGCCAGCUCAGAAGAGUCAUUGCAAUCAUUAAAGGACAUUUGGGAAGUACUGGACCAUGGACUGAGCUCAUCUAUUUGUUCAGAAGGUGAAGGUGAGCUGAGCAGAAGCAGGGCCACCGCUGAAGUGAUGGUGACCGGUACCAGCGCCCCUAUCCACAGUCGUUCCCCGGCCGAGCUGCAGCAGAAGAACGACCUCUCUAAAGUACCAUCGAAGCCUCCGAAAAACUGCCAGCAUGGAGGAGCCCCUGGCAAAAUCAGCAGGAUCAGGAACUACAAUACUAAAGACUGACGCAGUAAUCCAAGAUAACAUAAAUAUGAUCAUUGUGUGAUCAGUAGAUUGUGAAUAAGUGUAUCGGGAUUAGAGCUACUUGGAGUUUGAAAGAUUCAAGGGAUCGACCUUGCACAUCUCUCUACGCCUUUUGGAAAUAGUCAGCAGUAGUUUUGGAGGACUUACCGUUUUUUUCCGUGUAUAAUGCGUGAAAUUUAACUAAUUUAUUGUCCUAAAAUCUGGGGUGCGCAUUAUACAUGGGUACAAUUUUUUUUUUUUUUUUAAAGAAGAUCAUGGUCCAUACGACCGCAAUGCUCUCGUAUCAGACGUUUGCUCGAUCACCUGCUCGUUUGCUGUCACAAUGUACUCUACACAAAUCCGAAACAUUUGUUGCGGCUCCGAGUCACGAAGAGGGGCAAGUUUUGGUUUCCAAGGGUGUUUUUAUUCCUCUUCAACGUCUCUCCCAUACAGAGCCGCCUUUUUCACGUCCGCACGCCUUUUUCACAUGUCCGCACUGACCGCGGUGGUGCCUUUACGGGCAGUCGGAGAAAUCAACGCCAACAAAAAAAAUCACAUCCAGCCUAGUUAAGACCAUACCAAAGACUAUAAAAAUGAGACCCAUUGCCUCCCUGCGUGUGUGACGAUCAUUGAGACUUAAAAAAAUAAAAUAAAAUCAUAAAAAUUGGUAUUAUACAUGGGUACAGGCUUUUUUCCAGCAUCAACAUGCCAUUUUUAGGGUGCGUAUUAUACAUGGGGGCGCAUUAUACACGGAAAAAAACGGUAGUCCAUGUAUGAAACGUUGCAAUAAAAGUUUUAUUCCCUUUUA
Messenger RNA from Syngnathus typhle (broad-nosed pipefish), 3708 nucleotides. RefSeq names its product coiled-coil domain containing 57 (gene ccdc57). Lineage: Eukaryota; Metazoa; Chordata; Actinopteri; Syngnathiformes; Syngnathidae. The coding region runs from base 189 to 2903 and encodes 904 amino acids. The record is from RefSeq and is a predicted model, not a curated record. The transcript has 20 exons.